Suillus subalutaceus is the source of this 1765-nucleotide messenger RNA. RefSeq names its product pyridoxal phosphate-dependent transferase. Bases 269 to 1678 code for a protein of 469 amino acids. Gene Ontology annotation, biological process: biosynthetic process. The record is from RefSeq and is a predicted model, not a curated record. NCBI's taxonomy places the organism in Eukaryota, Fungi, Basidiomycota, Agaricomycetes, Boletales, Suillaceae. Gene Ontology annotation, molecular function: transaminase activity; pyridoxal phosphate binding. The transcript is spliced from 10 exons.
UACUUUUCCCAUCAUCUCUUCGAAGUGAAGCUCCGAUAGGUAUAGAGCAACCAUGACUCGAACUUCCCGUGGCAACCCUUGACAUACUGAGUAUGUAACUUACAAUGCAUCAGAUCAGCAGGAGCCUGAGCGAGAUGACUCGAUCAGUGCCUUGCUGGCAGUUUCACAACACACUGCAAUCCGGUGCUCCCCAUCGCAUAUUCGUUUGAGUUUCAUCAAAGGUUCACUGCUGUCUUUAUUAUAAAAAGGACGAUUGAACGUUAAUCAAAUGGCCACACACUCCGAUGGAAUCCUUGUCUCAGCUUCUGGUGUCAGCACUCCUGUUGAAACUAACGGGCAUGCCACCGUCGAGAAGGUCGUCAAAUCCCUUCCAACAGACUUCUACACAGAGUUUUUGUCCGAUGCUGCCAAAGCACGGAAGCCCAGUCCCAUUCGUGCGCUGUUCCCAUUGGAAAACAAGCCAGGUGUGAUAUCGCUUCUAGCAGGAAAACCCAACGAUGCCAUGUUCCCCUUUACUUCAUUAUCUUUCAAUAUUACCUCCCCUACGGACCCAUCGCAGGAACAGUCAAUCUCGCUAUCUGGAAAGGAUCUUUCAGCUGGCCUGCAAUACGGUCCCACUGGCGGUCUUCCUCGUCUCCUGAAGUGGUUCAUAGGAUUGCAAUCGCUCUCUCAUGGCCGGAAAUCGGGCGAGGGAUGGAGUUUAACCAUGGGCAGUGGUUCGCAGGACUUGAUUUAUAAGGCGGUCAACGCUUUAGUGAACCCCGGAGAUACUGUUCUCGUGGAGUCUCCAGUGUAUGCUGGUGUCAUCCCAAUGUUUCAAACUCUACACUGCGAGCAGAUCGAGGUAGAAACGGACGCGAAUGGGGUGUGUUCUCAUUUGUUACGCGAUAUUUUGGAGAAUUGGCCUGUUGGAAAGCCGAAGCCGAAGGUCUUAUACACGGUGCCCUACGGCUGUAACCCUACCGGUAUGACCGCGACUCUUGAGCGUCGCAAAGAAGUGUUGCAACUUGCACGCGAACACAAUUUCUUGAUUCUCGAAGACGAUCCCUACUUCUACCUGUAUUUUGGGAAAGCAGCUCGGCCGCUGUCGUACUUCCAGCUGGAACUUGACGAGCCUGAAGUCGGCCGGGUUAUCCGGUUCGACAGCUUCUCCAAGAUUCUCUCCGCAGGCAUGCGCCUGGGCUUUGCGUCGGGCCCGAAGCCUAUCAUCGACGCAAUGGACUUGCAUACUGCGAUGGCCAACCUGCAAGCCUCAUCACUCAUUCAAGCCAUCACCCUUGCACUGGUUGAGGAAUGGGGCUAUAACAAUUUCUUCGCUCAUACGCGGGCCGUUGCCGACUUUUACCGCGAGAAACGCGAUGUGUUUGAGUCUGCUCUGAAUGCGCACCUCGGUGGACUUGCGGAAUGGUGCACCCCUGAAGCGGGCAUGUUCUUCUGGUUCAAGCUACUUCUCUCACCAAAUCAAACACUCGGCGUAGAUGAGGGUGACUCAGAAGACCUCAUACGAACCAAGGCAUAUGAGGGCGGUGUGCUCGCACUCCCUGGCACGGUCUUUCUUCCCAACGGACGUAAGACGGCAUUUGUGAGGGCCUCGUUCUCUUUGUGUACGGAGGAACAAGUGAAUGAAGCUUUGAAGCGCCUCAGAGCUGUGUUGUUGAAGGAGAGAGGAGAAGCGUAGAAGGGUUGGAUCGACUGCAAAAUACCAAACACGUAGAUGCUCUCAUUAAUAUUCUGUCAAAGCAAUCUAGUUACCCUUGGACACAUU